Molecule: messenger RNA, 261 nt
Organism: Apis laboriosa (Himalayan honeybee)
Lineage: Eukaryota; Metazoa; Arthropoda; Insecta; Hymenoptera; Apidae
Source: the annotation of a RefSeq genome assembly
AUAAAAUUAGUAUUUUUUAUAUUUAUAUUUUUUAUAUUUAUUGUGUAUUAUAAUGUUCAUUUUUUAAAUUUUUUAAUUUUUUCAGAAUUUAUAGUAAUUACUAUUUUAUUUUUUUUAAUUGAAAUUGAAAUUAAUUCUUGAUUAUUCUUGGUUUUUUUAGUAUUUUCAGUUUGUGAAUUAGUAUUAGGAUUAUCAUUAAUAGUAAGAAUUAAUUAUGAAUUAGGUCAUCAAAAAUUAAAUAUAUUAAAUUUGAUUUAUUAA